Messenger RNA from Zingiber officinale, 2805 nucleotides. RefSeq names its product syntaxin-binding protein 5-like. Gene Ontology annotation, biological process: regulation of exocytosis. The record is from RefSeq and is a predicted model, not a curated record. NCBI's taxonomy places the organism in Eukaryota, Viridiplantae, Streptophyta, Magnoliopsida, Zingiberales, Zingiberaceae. Gene Ontology annotation, cellular component: cytoplasm; plasma membrane. Bases 136 to 2790 code for a protein of 884 amino acids. The transcript is spliced from 17 exons. Gene Ontology annotation, molecular function: syntaxin binding; GTPase activator activity; myosin II binding.
AUUGCCGAUUCCUUUGACGGAACGUGACCUUCCGGUCUCGGAGCCCUCGCUCGGUGGAUUCCUUCUUCAGCUCCUCCUCUACGCCAUCAAUUCCAACCGAAGCGCAUCCGCCGCUGUUAAGAUCACGAUUCGCAUAUGAUAGUUAAACGCCUAUUUGACAAGAUCAUGAAGCCGCAUACAGAAGAGCACGGAUGUAGGUUAAGUGGCCUCGACCUUCAAAUUGCAAGCCACUAUGGUAUUCCUUAUACUACUAGUAUCUUGGCUUUUGAUCGUGUACAAAGGCUAUUGGCAAUUGGUACCUUGGAUGGUAGGAUAAAAGUUAUUGGAGGAGAUAAUAUUGAGUGCCUUCUGAUAUCUCCAAAGAAGGUUCCUUACAAGUAUUUAGAGUUUCUACAUAAUCAAGGGUUUGUUGUUGGUGUUACAACUGAGAAUGAAAUUCAGGUUUGGAAUCUGGAGCUCAGACAACUUGUUCAUUCUUUUCAAUGGGAGGCUAAUGUAACUGCUUUUUCUGUAAUAUUUGGAACCUACUUGAUGUAUGUUGGAGAUGAGCACGGGCUGUUAUCUGUAAUAAAAUGUGAUGAAGAAGACGGAAAACUUUUAAAGUUGCCAUAUCAACUCUCUUCUGCUGAUCUAUCUGGGCCAAAUAAAGCAGUUGAUAUCUCAUUUGCUGGUACUCAGUCAAUUGUUGGAAUUCUUCCCCAGUCUGAUACGUCUUCCACUAGAAUGCUGGUUGCAUAUGAAAAGGGUCUAUUAGUUCUUUGGGAUGUCAACAAAAGAGAAGCUGUUAGUUCUGGAGGUCACAGUGCUCUGAAAGUAAGGGUUGCUGAUGGCACUGAUUCUCUAACUGGAACUGGUGAUUACAUUGAAAGCAUGGUUGCCAAUCAUGAAGAAGAAAAUGAAAUUUGUUCUCUUUGCUGGGUAUCUGCUAAUAAUUCUAUUGCGGCUGUGGGUUACAUUAAUGGAGAUGUGUUGUUGUGGGACUUCACAUCUAAUUCCUUAACAAAAAGGCAACAACCUGGGAAACAGUCCAAUAAUGUGGUUAAGCUGCAACUGGCAUCAGCAGAACGUAGACUUCCUGUCAUUGUCUUACACUGGUCAGCCAAUUCCAAAGGAAGUAAUGAAACAAGAGGGCAGCUUUUUAUCUAUGGUGGUGAUGAGAUUGGAUCUGAAGAAGUUUUGGCAGUUCUUACUCUUGAAUGGUCCUCUGGAGUAGAGACUUUAAAGUGCAUCUCACGUGUGAACCUGAAUCUUAAUGGAUCCUUUGCAGAUAUGAUUCUGAUCCCAAAUGACAGUAUAUCAGACAGUUCCACUGCUGCUCUUUUUGUAUUAACGAACCCUGGCCAGUUGAGUGUCUAUGAUGGUAAUAUCUUAUCUGAGUUAAACUCUGAUGGGGACCCAUCUGUUUUUGCUGAAAAUUUUCCAGUAGUGGUGCCUACCAUUGAUCCAAAUAUGACUGUGAAUAAACUUUGUUUGCUACCCAAAGGCAGCAACUCUUUAAAAGUUUUAUUUAAGAAAUUUCGUAUGGGAAGGUUACCUUCUCAUACCUUAUCUAUGGGCACAAAGUGGCCUCUUACUGGUGGGGUUCCUCCUGAAGUGUCCUAUGAAGAUUAUGAGGUUGAAAAAAUUUUUAUAGCUGGUUAUCAAGAUGGAUCUGUGAGAAUAUGGGAUGCUACAUAUCCUGUACUGGUUCUGAUGUUUGUGUUAGAAGGAAAGCUGCCAGCUAUGGAAGUGGAGGUGACAAUUCCUGCAGUAACAGCUGUUGCCUUUUGUCCUUUGAGUAUGACCUUGGCUAUUGGCGAUGAAUGUGGUUUGGUUAGGAUCUAUAAACUUCAAGAAAACACCAAUGGAUCAAGCUUUCACUUUGUGACCCAGACAAACCAGGAAGUACAUAUGGUUCAUCACGGACAGGGAUUUCAUUGCCUCGCUGCCUUUUCUAUCUUAAACUCACCCAUUACAACCAUUCAGUUAUCCAAUUCUGGUAACAACUUUGUUGUAGGAUUUCAUACUGGACAGGUAAUGGUGCUUGACAUUGCAUCAUUAGCUGUACUGUUCUGUACAGAUUGUGCAUUGGGAACAAAGUCAACACUAAUUUCUGCAAGUAGCUAUGCUAUUUCCCAACAUGUUCUCCAAGAAAUCAGUUCAAAGCAACCUUGUUCUCUGGCAGACUCUAUAGAGGUGAUACUCACCAUCACCAAGGAUUCACAAAUUGCAAUUAUUGAUAGCAAAUCUGGGGUUAUUAUAGGCUCCAGAUUACUUCAACCAAAUAAGGAAGCCGUUGCAGUUUCCAUCCAUGUAAUAGAAGGCUCUGUUACACUACCUGAAUCAAUCACUGCUGAUCUUGAGAACUGCUCCCAGAAUCGGCCAGAUGAAACUUCUCAAAGUGAAAACAAUGAGUUGACAGAGAAAAAAGAACAAGGUUAUCACUUGGAGGAUGCUCUGUACCAAUAUGAAGUGUUAAAAGAUCCACUACUUGUAAUUUGUUUUACAAAUGCCAUCUGUUUCUAUUCACUGAAGUCUGCGAUGGAGGGAAAUAACAACUUUACCCAUAAGGUGAACCUAUCGCAAAAAGUUUGUUGGUCAAUGACUUUAAAGGUAGAUGAUAUGGUAUCUGGAUUGGUGCUCCUAUAUGAAACUGGAACAAUUGAGAUAAGGUGUUUACCUGGUCUGGAAAUUAAAACAGAAACCUCUUUAAUGUCCAUACUCCGCUGGAGCUUCAAAACAAACAUGGGCAAAACCAUGAGUUUUUCUGACGAUGGGAACAUUGCUUUGGUAAGUUUACUCAACCAAUGAACUUCUAAACCCUCG